Messenger RNA from Huiozyma naganishii CBS 8797, 1980 nucleotides. RefSeq names its product Hsp70 family protein. Lineage: Eukaryota; Fungi; Ascomycota; Saccharomycetes; Saccharomycetales; Saccharomycetaceae. Gene Ontology annotation, molecular function: ATP binding; ATP-dependent protein folding chaperone; misfolded protein binding. Gene Ontology annotation, cellular component: mitochondrion; cytoplasm. Bases 1 to 1980 code for a protein of 659 amino acids. The transcript has a single exon. Gene Ontology annotation, biological process: protein refolding; cellular response to unfolded protein. The record is from RefSeq and is a predicted model, not a curated record.
AUGCUGGCUGCUAGGAAUGCUUUGAAGAGGAACGCAGUGGCGUUGUCACUGCGCAGCGUCGCUGCCCGGUGGCAGUCCACGAAAGUGAACGGUUCCGUCAUCGGGAUCGAUUUGGGGACUACUAACUCUGCUGUCGCGUUGAUGGAGGGGAAAGUGCCCAAGAUCAUUGAGAACGCUGAGGGGUCUCGUACUACGCCCUCUGUUGUUGCAUUCACGAAGGAGGGGGAGAGACUUGUCGGGAUCCCAGCGAAACGUCAAGCUGUGGUAAACCCGGAGAACACUCUGUUUGCCACAAAGAGACUCAUUGGGAGAAGGUUUGAGGACGCAGAGGUGCAGAGGGAUAUCAAGCAAGUACCCUACAAGAUCGUGAAGCACUCGAACGGUGACGCCUGGGUCGAGGCCAUGGGGCAGACUUAUUCGCCAGCUCAGAUUGGUGGGUUUGUUUUGAACAAGAUGAAGGAGACCGCGGAGGCGUACUUGGGGAAACCAGCUAAGAACGCUGUCGUUACUGUGCCAGCUUAUUUCAAUGACUCUCAGAGACAGGCCACGAAGGAUGCAGGGCAGAUCGUUGGGUUGAACGUCCUACGUGUCGUUAACGAACCUACCGCCGCUGCACUAGCAUACGGGUUAGAGAAGGCUGACUCUAAAGUUGUUGCUGUGUUUGACUUGGGUGGUGGGACUUUCGAUAUCUCCAUUUUGGAUAUCGACAACGGUGUCUUCGAGGUUAAAUCCACCAACGGUGACACACAUCUAGGUGGUGAAGAUUUCGAUAUCGUCCUGCUAAGAGAGAUCGUUUCCAGAUUCAAGGCUGAAUCCGGUAUUGACUUAGAGAACGACCGUAUGGCCAUCCAGAGAAUCAGAGAGGCCGCUGAGAAGGCCAAGAUCGAAUUGUCCUCCACAGUUUCCACAGAGGUCAACUUGCCCUUCAUUACAGCAGACGCCUCCGGGCCUAAACAUAUCAACAUGAAGUUCAGCAGAGCUCAAUUCGAGACUCUAAUGGAACCAUUGAUUAAGAGAACCAUAGACCCAGUAAAGAAGGCGUUGAAGGACGCAAACUUGUCCACCUCGGACAUCUCCGAGGUCCUACUAGUCGGUGGUAUGUCCAGAAUGCCAAAGGUUGUCGAAACCGUCAAGCAAUUGUUCGGCAGAGACCCAUCAAAGGCCGUCAACCCAGACGAGGCUGUCGCCAUUGGUGCCGCAAUCCAGGGUGCCGUGCUUUCCGGUGAAGUCACCGAUGUGCUACUACUGGACGUCACACCAUUGUCCCUAGGUAUCGAGACCCUCGGUGGUGUUUUCACAAGACUGAUCCCAAGAAACACUACGAUUCCAACAAAGAAGUCGCAAAUCUUCUCCACCGCUGCCGCAGGUCAAACCUCCGUCGAGAUCAGAGUCUUCCAAGGUGAGAGAGAACUUGUCAGAGACAACAAGCUGAUCGGGAACUUUAACUUGUCCGGGAUCCCACCAGCUCCAAAGGGUGUCCCUCAAAUCGAGGUCUCCUUCGACAUCGACGCCGAUGGUAUCAUCAACGUCUCCGCAAGGGACAAAGCCAGCAACAAGGACGCCUCCAUCACUGUCGCAGGGUCCUCUGGUCUGUCGGAGACCGAGAUCGAACAGAUGGUCAACGACGCUGAAAAAUUCAAGUCUCAGGACGAGGAACGUAGAAAGUCUAUUGAGACUGCAAACAAGGCUGACCAGUUGGCCAACGACACGGAAAACUCUUUGAAGGAGUUUGAAGGUAAAAUUGACAAAGCGGAAGCGCAGAAGGUCAAGGACCAGGUCGCCGCUUUGAAGGAACUCGUCGCUAGAGUCCAAGCGGGCGAGGAAGUCCCCGCAGAGGACUUGAAGACCAAGACUGACGACCUGCAGAACGCAUCCAUGAAACUGUUCGAGCAGAUGUACAAGAACAACAACAACAACGGGGGCGACGCUGGUAACUCUGGCGCCGGCUCUGACGCCAACCCAGGUGAAACCAAGCAGUGA